AUGUCUACCAAUUCAAAUGAAAAAACUUUGUCUCAUUUAAUAGGUGGAUUUGUAGGCGGUUUAACGUCUGCAUUAGUUUUGCAACCAUUCGACUUACUAAAAACAAGAGUUCAACAGACUGGAACAACAACAAUCUCAGAAUGUAUCAAAAAUAUAAAUCAUCCUUUAGAACUAUGGAGAGGCUCAUUGCCCUCAUGCUUAAGAACUUCUAUAGGAAGUGGUUUAUACUUGUCUUCCUUACAUUUAGUUAGAUCCACGCUAGCCAAAACUAAACAAUCGACAUCAAAGGGCAGCAGCAGCACCGCUUUAACAAAUAUCAACAUUAAUAAGAGUAGCAAUCUACCGAAAUUAUCACCUCAAGAAAAUUUAUUAUCAGGUGCAGUGACAAGAGCAAUUGUUGGUUUAUUUACUAUGCCAAUAACUGUUAUCAAAGUCAGGUUUGAAUCCACAUUGUACAAUUAUAAAACAAUUAAUGAGGCGAUUCGAGAUAUCAAUAGCAAACAAGGUAUAAAUGGGUUUUUUAAGGGAGUCGGUCCUACUGUAGCAAGAGACGCUCCCUAUGCAGGGUUGUACGUUUUGUUGUAUGAAAAUUGUAAAACUUUUUUACCAAACUAUAUCCUUUCCAGCAAUAAUAAGGUUGAUAUAACUACUGGCAAAUUCACUACUCCCGUGUCUACCUUAAUAAAUGCAUCUUCAGCAAUAAUAGCAGCAACUUUAGCAACGACAUUUACUUCGCCUUUUGAUACAAUAAAAACUAGGAUGCAAUUGGAACCUAAGCUAAACAAAACUUUCCUGAGUACUACUUUAAAUAUUAUAAAGAAUGAACAUUUAUCAAAUUUAUUUGAUGGUCUAUCUUUAAGGUUGAUCAGAAAAUCAUUAAGUGCGGGCAUAGCAUGGGGCAUUUAUGAGGAGUUAAUUAAAAGAUUUAUGGCCUAA
Messenger RNA from Saccharomycodes ludwigii, 936 nucleotides. RefSeq names its product Hem25p (gene HEM25). The record is from RefSeq and is a predicted model, not a curated record. Gene Ontology annotation, biological process: glycine import into mitochondrion. NCBI's taxonomy places the organism in Eukaryota, Fungi, Ascomycota, Saccharomycetes, Saccharomycodales, Saccharomycodaceae. Gene Ontology annotation, cellular component: mitochondrion; mitochondrial inner membrane. The coding region runs from base 1 to 936 and encodes 311 amino acids. Gene Ontology annotation, molecular function: glycine transmembrane transporter activity. The transcript has a single exon.